Amorphotheca resinae ATCC 22711 is the source of this 1259-nucleotide messenger RNA. RefSeq lists its product as hypothetical. Gene Ontology annotation, molecular function: mRNA binding. Lineage: Eukaryota; Fungi; Ascomycota; Leotiomycetes; Helotiales; Amorphothecaceae. The transcript has 3 exons. Bases 53 to 1189 code for a protein of 378 amino acids. Gene Ontology annotation, cellular component: cytoplasm; ribonucleoprotein complex; nucleus. The record is from RefSeq and is a predicted model, not a curated record.
CUUUCAUGCGGAGGAGAUACACAUCAGAAUAUCACCACCGCACAUAAACAUCAUGGGGUCCUCGAAGAAGGCCACAGACCUGUCUCGCGCGGAGAGGAAGGCGAAGAAGCGCAAGCUCGAAGAUGCGAUCCCAGACGUGCCCGGCGAUAAUGACGUAUCGGAGGAGCUUGAAAACCCGCCCAGCAAGACGGAGAAGCCGCAUAAGAAGAGGAAGAGAGAUAAUGAUGAUGCUGGGGUGGAGGAGAGUGGAUCUAAGAAGGAGGAGCAAGGAGAUGAUGUGAAGAAGGAGAAAAAGGAGAAGAAAGAAAAGAAAGAGAAGAAGGAAAAGAAGGAAAAGAAGGAGGAGAAGAAGCGGAAGAGAGACGAAGAAGAUAGCGCCAUUCCCGGCGGAGACGAUGCAGAGAAGGAAAUGAAGAAGAAGGAGAAGAAGGAGAAGCAGAAAUCGGAAGUCGCAGAACAAACAACUGAGGAGGCAGACAAAGCAGAGAGCAGCGAGGCACCACGGAAAUCGAAGAAAGAACGCAAGGCUGAGCGCAGGGCUCGUGAGGCUGCAGAAGCGGCUGCCACCAAGCAGAGCUCUACUCCUGCUGCAAAUUCAAACCAGGCGUCUGAAUCCAAGGAAGCUGCUGCGGAGCAAACUACAGAGGAGAAGAAAUCGAGAAAGAACAACCGCAAUCGGGAGAAGAAGCGACAGAGCGCUGCUGGGGAAAAGGAUGCUACGGGUGGCAGCGAAGAGAAGAAGGAUGGGAAGCCUGCUAGGUUCAUUGUGUUCAUUGGCAAUCUGCCAUAUAGUGCAACGACCCAGUCUAUCCAAAAGCAUUUCGCAGCCGUGAAACCAAUCUCAGUUCGGCACAUCACCGAGAAAGAGGACCCUACCAAGUCAAAGGGCUACGCUUUCCUAGAAUUCGAGGGCUACGAUCACAUGAAGACCUGCCUGAAGCUCUUCCACCACUCUACAUUUGACGAUGGCGUUUCCCCAGCCCGGAAAAUCAGCGUUGAGCUCACUGCUGGUGGUGGGGGUAAUACCAAAGACCGCAAGGAGAAGAUCAAGGCCAAGAACCAGAAGUUGAAUGAGGAGCGGGUGCACAGGAUUCAGGAGGAGGAGAAGGCAAAAUCCGCAAAGGGGGCAGCUCAAAUCGAUGAGAGUGCCAUACAUCCUAGUAGAAGGGCCAGAGUCCCAGGGGCGUGAUGUGUCUUGUUAUUUGCGCAAACUAGACUAUGUACUAAUAUCGAAAGGAAAAAAAAACUAACGUCUCUUC